AUGGAGAGCCUCGGACAUCAUUCCCGCGCCGUGAGGACGAACAUGGCCCCGAGAAGAACGCAGCAGGUGGGGGCGGGGCCGUCCACGGAGCAAGCCUACAUCUACAAGGUGGUUCUGCUGGGGAGCACGGCUGUGGAAAAGUCAAGCAUAGCCUUCCGCUAUGUGAAAAAUGACGUCAGGGAAUCCUUGCCCACUGUGGGAUGUUCUUUCUUCACCCAGCUGGUAUGUUUAGAAACUGCCACGAUCAAGCUUGAGAUCUGGGACACUGCAGGACAAGAGAAGUACCAUAGCGUUUGCCAUCUUUAUUACAGGGGGGCGAAUGCUGCCCUUCUUGUAUAUGACAUAGCCAGAAAGCCCAAUCCAGCUCACCAGCCAAGGCUCGUGAUUGUUUUAGUCGGCAAUAAGACAGAUCUUGCUGCUCAGCGGGAAGUCACCUUUGAGGAGCCCGCAACCAUGGAGCCCCGCUCCCCCGGCAGGAGCCCGGAGACUCCUGCUACCCCGCCAACAGCCUAG
Messenger RNA from Mauremys reevesii (Reeves's turtle), 513 nucleotides. RefSeq names its product ras-related protein Rab-17-like. NCBI's taxonomy places the organism in Eukaryota, Metazoa, Chordata, Testudines, Geoemydidae. Gene Ontology annotation, cellular component: endosome. The coding region runs from base 1 to 513 and encodes 170 amino acids. The transcript is spliced from 6 exons. The record is from RefSeq and is a predicted model, not a curated record. Gene Ontology annotation, molecular function: GTP binding; GTPase activity.